AAUACAGUUGAGUCAUUACAAGAAAAUACAAGAAAUUCAUUGUCAGUGGAACGGAAAAAGGAUGACAGAGGUCUAGGAGGGGACAGAAAGGGACUUCUAAGUGGAAAAGACUCAAUUCGGAUAACAUCGCCUGUUUAAUGUUAAAUUCAAGGGUCCUUAUAGCCCUGGGAUAGAGAGAAGCAGUCUAACUACUCAAAAUAGGCUCUUCAGUGAUACUACUGCAGAAUCUUUCCAUGUGCAUGGUCAAUCAUCCUCUGUGAUGUCUCCUCAACAGACAAAUAGAAAGGAGAAUGAAGAUUCGAAACUUAAAUUUCAGAAUAAGAUGAAUACCAGUAGUGCAAUGAUGUUGAUGAAUAACUUGAACUCUUUCACGCUUGACACAUCCAAAAAGUCAUCUAAGUCAGGCCCUGGCAAUAAGAAGAAUAGCUUUAUCAAUAGCAUUGAAGAGACUGGAGAACCUCCUGACACCUCUUCAAUGACCAUUAACCCAAAAGUCAUGGAGGUAUGGUUGAACGAUAUUCUUCAAGAGGCCAAAGAUUUAGGCCUCAAGAGCUGAUUCCUUAAGAAUGAUAAGAAAAAGCCUAUCAACCAGUACGGAAUUGAUAGGCAAAGCUUGCUCAAACAUGGGCUGAAUUCGACUCUUGUGAACAGAGUCUACAGAGGUCUUUUUGUGUACAGUGUAGGGUUCUUCGAACUUCUUAAGAAAUUAGCUGUUGAGUCAAACUCUCGAACCCAUUUAAUGGCAACAAUUUGGAGAGUCUACGCCAUCCUCCUUGAGUUCUGCUGUAAAACUGAUUAUGAACUAAUGAUCUCAGAGAUAACAAGGCUAUCUCAGCAGGAAAAUAUUGAGCUGAGGAGCAAACUAGAGCAAUUGCAAAUAGAAUUCUUUGAAAAAGAAGCUAAAAUUAUUGAAAAAUGUGACGAACUCAAGUCAAGAACUGAAGCUGCUGAGAAGAAGACUGAUAUGUACGUUAUUCACAUUGAGAAGCUUAAUGAAUACAUCGAGGACCUCAGGAGAAGGAACGAGGAAGAGAUUAAUAUAAGAAAGCAAUUCGAAGCAAAACUUAACGAACUUCAUUCUGUUGGCCGAGAUCAUGAUGUCAAGUACUAUCGUGCCCUUGAAGAGAUCGAUGAGUACAUGCAGAAGUUCGAGUUUGUCGAUAAGGAACUCAAAAGAUUUGAGGGAGAAACUAUAGAGCUUAGUAAGGAAAAAGUCAUGCUAGAGACGAAUCUAAUCAACCUUGAGAAUAAAUGUAGCCUACUUUCAAAUGAAAACAUCAGUCUCAACAGGGUCUUGAGGCAGAAAGAUACAAGAAUUUUCCAACUUGAUGAAGACUGUCAGAAUACGAAGAAAUAAACUUGCCUCAACCAUUAAGCAGUUGAAAGAUACCAGCUUGAAAUUAAGUAUUGAUCAGAUGAAGACACAGAAACUUGCCGAAGACCUUGAUGAGCUCACUCAAAAAUAUGACAAGAAGUCUGCACAAGCAAAGACUUAUGAAGAUAGGAUAGAGAGCCUUGAGACUCAGAUCGAUCAAGCUAGGAAGGAUAAACAGAAAUUUGAGAGAGACUUCCACACUAUAAAAGGCCGGCAGGAGGAAUACACCUCGAAGAACAUCGAUUUACUUGAUAAGGUUGACAAAGUCACCGAAGAUCACUCAGCUUUGAGGGAUAAAUACGAAGUUUUACAGGGUAAAUCAGCUCAUCAAGAUCAGAUUUAUGAAGAACUCAGCAAGAACUAUAAAGCCUUGACCAGAACUCUUAAGAAGGUCAACUCAGAGAGGAAGAAAUUGUACGAGGAUGCUGUCCGCAGUGAGAGGUUAGCCACUGAAUUUGAAAAGGAUCUCGCAUCUUCUAAUGAAAAGCUCGAGCUCGAGAAAGUCAACUACAAUAAAAUAAAAGCAAGAUUUUCACAACUAGAGCUUGAAUUCGAGAAUGCAGAAAUCAUCAAGAAUAAGGAACUCAGGAAGAUCGAGAUUGAAAAGGAUGUGGCAGAGGACAAACUUAAGAACGCAAUCGAGCUGAGAGUUCGCCAUAACCACGAGAAGAUAGGUUGGGUCAAAAGAUAUGAAGAAGAGUACCAAACUCAUAUUAAAACCUUAUCUUUGCUCAAUGAUUCUAAGGUAAAGAUUAAGGACCUAGAGGCCGAAAGGAACCGCUUGGCCUCAGAUAUCAAGGAACUGGACAAAUCGCAUAAGAUUGCCUUGAAACUCUCCAAAGAGAAAGAGGUGAAAUAUAAUGAAGCCAUUAAAGAAAAUGAGAAGUUACGCAUUAAGGGCCAGUCUAGUGCGGAUACUAUUGAUAAUAUGGCUGAUAACCACAGAGAAUAUAUCACUCGACUUAAGAAAGAGCAUCGGAAGAUCAUGGCUGAGAGGGACAGCUGGUAUAACCGUGCAUCCAUGGAGCAUGAGGAUGUUUUCAUGCGAGCAGCCAAGUUCUAUGAGGAGAAUAAGGAAAAUAAUAGGAUCCUCCAAAGCUUCAAAGGUCAUCUGAAGCUGUACAAGGAUAAACUGAGGAGAACAAAUGAAGAGCUUGAGGGCUAUAAGAAGAAGCACAAUGUGAUAAAUGCCCAUAUGGAUCAACUUUAUAAGGAAAAUGAGAGUCUCAAAAGUGAAGUUAAGAUAAAAUAAUGACCAAAUUAUCCAGAUUUCUGAGAAACGGCUUGAACUAUACCUUGAAAAGGAAGGUAUCAAGGGUGAGCUUCAGGUUGUUAAGGGAAGAGAAAUCAUUCAGAAACUCGCUUGAAGCAGGGCAUCUGAAACAUCCAUGAGUCAUCGCAAAAACAGCCUUGAGACAAAUACAGAAGCCUUUGAAGGAAAUAGUGAUUUUACUGAAGAAAUUGAUGAACAUAAUAAGAAAUUACAGACUGAUUUUUGUGUUAUGAAAUCAAAGGCUGUCCAAACUAAGUUUGAGACUACAAAAUCUAAGUUUUAUGCUGCAAAUGCUGUUUCUCAAAAUAGAUUUAGCAGUAAGACCUUAAGAUAUCAGAAUUCAACAACACCUCGAUCAAUACUUGAUGAAUUCUCUGUAACAAGUAGCGAGAAAGAAGUAAAAGAGAGGUUACUUGAAAAGGAAAGAACCGCAAUGUGGUCUUCUGGUGGCCCUUCUGCAAAACCAAGGGCUAGUGCCAUAGCUAAUGUGGUGUUUCAAGAAAAUAAUUUCCUUAAUGACCAUUCGUCUUCAAAGAGUAUUCUCCCAGCUCUGAAGAAGACAAAUAAGAGUUCAAAGACUUCAAGGAAUACUAUGUUUUCCUAUCCAAAAUCUCCAGGCCAAAAGAGUGUGGAUAAGUUAAAGCAAAAACCUCAAGGGAAAUUAUCCAGUAAAGAUCUGACUUCCGGAGGAAAGACUUCCCUUAAAGAUGAGCAAAACAAACUUAAGUCAAUUUAUGGGAACAAUAAGUUGCUGAAAAUCGAGGCUAAAAGCUGUGAAAAUCACUGAAAGAGUCCAGAGCCACACUCAAAAUUACUUCCCAAGAAAAUUCAGAAGGAAGAGAGCCUAGAUGAGAGCAAGAAAAGGAUUAAGGGGAUGAUCAAGAGUGCUAUUGUGAGGGAUUAAUGGAUAAAUAUGAGGGUUUAAUGUUUUG
Messenger RNA from Moneuplotes crassus, 3580 nucleotides. The record is from the annotation of a GenBank genome assembly. Lineage: Eukaryota; Ciliophora; Spirotrichea; Euplotida; Euplotidae.